GGCCCGCGCCCGCCGCGGCCUCAAGAGGCCCCAGGAGGCCCGGCCGGCGGCGGCGGCGGCGGCGGCGGCCAUGGCCGGUGGGCCGGGCCCGGGGGACCCCGCGGCCCCCGGCGCCCAGCACUUCUUGUACGAGGUGCCGCCCUGGGUCAUGUGCCGCUUCUACAAAGUGAUGGACGCGCUGGAGCCCGCCGACUGGUGCCAGUUCGCCGCCCUGAUCGUGCGCGACCAGACCGAGCUGCGGCUGUGCGAGCGCUCCGGGCAGCGCACGGCCAGCGUCCUGUGGCCCUGGAUCAACCGCAACGCCCGCGUGGCCGACCUCGUGAGCAUCCUCACGCACCUGCAGCUGCUCCGCGCCCGGGACAUCAUCACGGCCUGGCACCCGCCCGCCCCCCUCCUGCCCCCCAGCACCAGCGCCCCGAGGCCCAGCAGCCCCCCUGCGCCCUGUGAGGCCGACGUCCCCCGCCCCCGGAAGCUGCCGACGGCGUCGGCGUCCACACUCCCGUCCCCAGCUUUUCCAGGCUCCCAGACCCAUUCUGGGGCUGAGCUCGGUCCUGUCCACAGCCCUGGCAUCCUGCAGCCGCCACCGCCACGUCCAGCCCCUUCCUCUACCAAGCCCAGCGCAGAGAGCCCAGCGUCGCUCCUGCAGGGAGCCCACCCCUCUCCGUUCUGCUGGCCCCUCAGUGAGAUCUCCCAGGGCACCCACAACUUCUCGGACAAGCUGAAGAUCGGGGAGGGCGGCUUCGGCUGCGUGUACCGGGCGGUGAUGAGGAACACGCUGUACGCGGUGAAGAGGCUGAAGGAGGGGGCAGACCUGGAGUGGACCACAGUGAAGCAGAGCUUCCUGACCGAAGUGGAACAACUGUCACGGUUUCGUCACCCAAACAUUGUGGACUUUGCUGGCUACUGUGCCGAGAGUGGCUUCUACUGCCUCGUCUACGGCUUCCUGCCCAAUGGCUCCCUGGAAGACCGCCUGCACUUCCAGACCGAGGCCUGCGCCCCUCUCUCCUGGCCUCAGCGACUGAACAUCCUUCUGGGCACAGCACGGGCCAUUCAGUUUUUACAUCAGGACAGCCCCAGCCUCAUCCACGGAGACAUCAAAAGGCGACUGUGGGGUGCGGCGCUGGCCCGGGCCCACCCGACACCGCUCCUUCCCUCCGCAAGUUCCAACGUCCUCCUGGAUGACAGACUGAUGCCCAAACUGGGAGACUUUGGCCUGGCCCGUCUCAGCCGUUUUGCAGGGGCCAACCCCGGCCAGAGCAGCACAGUGGCCCGGACGCGGACGGUGCGCGGCACCCUGGCCUACCUGCCCGAGGAGUACGUCAAGACGGGGAGACUGGCCGUGGACACGGAUACCUUCAGCUUCGGCGUGGUUGUGCUGGAGACCCUGGCUGGCCAGAGGGCUGUGAGGACGCAGGGUGCCAAGACCAAGUAUCUGAAGGACCUGGUGGAAGAGGAGGCCGAGGAGGCCGGGGUGACCCUCAGAAGCACCCAGAGCACACUCCAAGCAGGCCUGGCCACGGAUGCCUGGGCCGCCCCGAUUGCCAGCCAGAUCUGUAAGAAGCACCUGGACCCCAGGCCCGGGCCGUGCCCGCCGGAGCUGGGCUUGGUCCUGGGCCAGCUGGCUUGCUGCUGCCUGCACCGCCGGGCCAAGAGGAGGCCCCCCAUGACCCAGGUGUACGAGCGUCUGGAGAAGCUGCAGGUGGCGGUGGCAGUGGCAGGAGCAGAGGCUGCCCACCACGGCCCCCCAUCCCCGCAGGAGAACUCGUACGUGUCCGUCCCCAGCAGCGGCGCCAGCCCACGGCAGCCCCUGGCGGCUCCGUCGGGAGCACCGGCCCAGGCCACGGAGUGGCUCCAGAAAGGCCCCAACCAGCCCGUGGAGAGUGACGAGAGUGUGUCCGGCCUGUCCGCCGCCCUGUGUUCCUGGCACAUGAGCCCCAGCUGCCCCCCGGGCCUGGCCUUGCCGGGCAGCCCUGCGCAGGGGGCCACCCUGGGGGCCGCGGCCCCCCUCGGGCAGGCCGGCAGUGCUCGGGGGGGCGCCAGCCAGGAGCCGAGCUGGGGCGGUGGCCCAGGGCCCCAGCUGACAGCUGUGGAAGGAUCACUGUUGAGCAGCUCCGCGUCAUCGCAGCCACCGCAGAUCGUCAUCAACCCGGCCCGACAGAAGAUGGUGCAGAAGCUGGCCUUGUACGAGGACGGGGUCCUGGACAGCCUGCAGCUGCUGUCCUCUAGCUCCCUCCCAGACCUAGGAGGGGAGCACCAGCACAGGCCGCGGCCCGAGGAGAGUGAUGAAUUCCAGAGCUGAUCUGCGCACCUGGCACAUUCCCUAAACCUGGAAGUCAAAGUUCUCAUAGUCGGAAGUUCUCAUGGCUCUCGAAUCCUCAGCAGCCCGUGGGCGGUGGGGGGUGGGGGCCGCCUCCUCACAGGGAGAGCAGGUGCUGGAGCCCCCCAGCUGCUCCAGGGGCGUGGGCACGGGCCGGGCUCGGAGCCACCCUGGCCGGCUGCUGGAAGCUGUCAGUAGGGCAGGACAGGUCGUAAGGCCCGCCGUCAUUCCAUCAUUUGGGGGACAGGAAAGCCGUGAUCGUCGGAGGGGUGCCGGGGUGUGGGAGGAAUGCACGUGUGGGGCUGUGGGCCGCCCGGCCGGGGAGGAGACGUGAGCGGGGUUGCCGGCGCGGGGCGGAGCAGGGAGCUGGCUCCCCCAAGAGCUGCGCGGGGCCCACCUUUGCCCUUCUCUUUGCACUUGGCCGGAGCCCUGGGGACAAGUGGCCGCUCUGUAGAGCAGAGCAAACGAGGCCCGGGGCCCUCCCGGCCCCUCAUAAUUUGGAAAAGUAAGGUGUGGCCAUCCCGUGGUUCAGCUCACCGGCUCGAGUGACAGUUGUAGGACACCACAGAGAGGCCAGCAGUGCCCCGUCCCCUCUCACCAGGCCACUGUCUGCGGGCUGCACCAGGGACCCGGGAGCUAAGGCUAACGUGACCGCCUGCUGGCCAGGCCACCCCUGGGUGCGCCCACCGACGGCCGCCAAGCCAGGGUAGGCCCCGGAGGCCACUGGCUCGGUGUCAGGCCCAGGCACUGAUUGUGACAGAGGAGCCACGACCCAAGGUGGGGCUAGGCCCAGACCUCGUGCUACCCAGACCGCGCGAAGUCCCAGGAAGUCGGGCAGGUGGAAAGCUGGAUGGGGCGGGGGGGGGGGGGGCAGGAAACAAGACGGGACUCACGCGUGCAAAGCAAGUCCACUUUUGUGCAAUUGAGCGUGUUCGAAGGUAGCACAGGCUUACGAUGAUUUCAUGUCCGCAGUCAUGAGUCACACUACAUGCCCACGAAGCUAGGCGUUGGUGAAGUCCAAGUUGUCCUAGAGGAAUAAAAGCUUACGUUUCAAUCUGCGGCUGUGCUUUUGGAGUUUGUUGCACUGAAAGGCCUGAGUGUUUCCGAUGCUUUUCAGCUCGGGGUCCUUAACCACGGGGCCCCAGCCACCCCCACCCGCACACAACUGAAAAAAAAAGUCCUCUGGAGGCUCUUGUUUCCACCCCCAUGUAUUUUACGGGCUUUGAUGCUAUGGUGAAUGGGAUCUUUAUUCCAUUUUCUUUCCUUCUUUCUGGGUAGGGGGGGCAGGAGGAGAGGGAGAGAGAGAGUCUUAAGCAGGCCCCGUGCCCAGCGCGUGAGCCCAACUCGAGGCUCGAUCUCACAACCCUGAGAUCGUGACCUGAGCCAAGAUCAAGAGUCCAACGCUCGACUGACUGAGCCACCCAGGUGCCCCUAUUUCAUUUUCUAAUUGAUCAUCGAUAGUUUCUGGAAAUGUAAUUGAGUUUUUAAAAUUUAUUUAUUUUUCUAUGAAGAUUUUAUUUAUUUGACGGACCACAAGUGGGGCGGGGGGGCGGCAGUCAGAGGGAGAAGCAGAGGCAGGCUCCCCGCAGAGUGGGGACGCCCAACAGGGCUCGAUCCCAGGACCAUGAGAUCAUGACAUGAGCAGAAGGCAGAUGCCUACCUGACUGAGCCACCCAGGCGCCCCUGCAACUGAGUUUUUAAUAACGGCUUUGCAUGCGGUAGCUUCCCUUAGAUUCCUUUGUUAGCUCCAGCAGGUUUUUGUUUUCAGGGUUUGGUGCCAAAAUCAAGGAAUGAACCAAGCUCUGGUGGUUUUUCACUUUUGUUUCUUUGGGUUUUGUUUGUUUGGGGUUAACACCUUGGAAUAGUUUACAUACACGGUCAUUUCUUCUGGAAAUAAAGGCAGUUACCACUUCUCCAAUCUGUAUGCCCUUCAGUUCUUUUUCUUGCUUUUUUUAAAUUAUUAUUCAUGAGGGACACAGAGAGAGGGACAGAGGCAGGGACACAGGCAGAGGGAGAAGCAGGCUCCAUGCAGGGAGCCCGACGUGGGACUCGAUCCCGGGACUCCAGGAUCAUGCCCUGGGCCAAAGGCAGGCGCCAAACCGCUGAGCCACCCAGGGAUCCCCCUUUUUCUUGCUUUAUAGCGAUGGCUAGAGCCUCUAACCAAAUGUUGACUAGAAGCGGUGAGAAUGCACAUCCUUGCCUUGUUCUCAAACUUGGAUGCAAAAUUGUCUUUCAUGCUGUCUUUCGCCAUUGCUAAUAUCUCUUGGGGAUUUUUGCAUCUGUGUCCAUGAGGGGUGUUGACCUACAGGUUUCUGGUAAUGUCUAUCUGGUUUUGGUAUCAGGGCCCCCAUGAAACAAAUUGGGAAUUUUUCCCUUCUCUUAUGUUCUUAUAGGACUUUUGUAUGCUUGGCAUCACUUUUAAUAUUUGAUGAGUUCACCAGUGAAGCCACUUCGAGUCGGAGUUUUCUUUGGGGGAAGAUGUUUAGUUACAAAUUCAGUACCUUUAGGGAUGCCUGCCUGGCUCAGUUGGUAGUGCAUGCAACUGUUGAUCCUGGUUCUAAGUUUGAGCCCCGUGUUCGGUUCAGAAACUAUGUAAAAAUAAAAAUUUUAAAGUAAAUUCUUUCA
This is a messenger RNA of Canis lupus familiaris (dog), 4942 nucleotides long. RefSeq names its product interleukin 1 receptor associated kinase 1 (gene IRAK1). Gene Ontology annotation, biological process: protein phosphorylation; intracellular signal transduction; interleukin-1-mediated signaling pathway. The record is from RefSeq and is a predicted model, not a curated record. Bases 71 to 2299 code for a protein of 742 amino acids. Lineage: Eukaryota; Metazoa; Chordata; Mammalia; Carnivora; Canidae. The transcript is spliced from 14 exons. Gene Ontology annotation, molecular function: ATP binding; protein kinase activity; protein binding. Gene Ontology annotation, cellular component: plasma membrane; nucleus; cytoplasm.